Molecule: messenger RNA, 1037 nt
Organism: Prionailurus viverrinus (fishing cat)
Lineage: Eukaryota; Metazoa; Chordata; Mammalia; Carnivora; Felidae
Product: OX-2 membrane glycoprotein-like
Exons: 6
Coding region: 7-924 (305 amino acids)
Biological process (GO): regulation of immune response; negative regulation of macrophage activation
Molecular function (GO): cell-cell adhesion mediator activity
Source: RefSeq, a predicted model, not a curated record
UUUCAGAUGAAAAAACUGAGGCUCGACAAAGUAAAUGAUUGCUCUAAAAACUUACUUCUUGAAAUUAGCACAGAUUCUCCACAUAGAAUAAAAUACAAAAAUAAUGAGACAGCUGUAUUUGGAGAAAAUGUGACGAUUUUCUGCAAUUUGACAACUCCAGCAGAUGUUGUGCAAAUUACCUGGCAGAAGAUCCAAGGUUCUUCACGACAAAAUAUUGGCACAUAUAGCAAUAUAUAUGGAGAAAAGAUUCUUCCACCAUACAGAGAUCGGCUGCACUGUGAGGUCAUCGAACCCAAUUCCUCAUUCAUAACUAUCCGUGAAGUAACAUUUGAAGAUGAAGCCUGCUACAAAUGUCUAUUUAAUGUGUUCCCGCAAGGCAGCCAUAGUGGACAAAUUUGCCUUAACAUUAUAGCUGUAUCUGAAAUAAAAACUGAGCUCCAGUCCAACUUUGACUCUGAAGAUUUUCUUAGUUUUAUUUACUCAGCUGUGGGAAAACCUGUUCCCCAAAUAUCUCUUUUCCCAUCAAAAGUCUUGAUUAAUCCACCAGAGGAAUACCUUGCUCAGAACCCAAAUGGCACAGUGACUAUCACGAAAAUGUACAACGUCUCCUUGGAGACUGUGAGAUCCCUAAGUCUCCAACACCUGAUUGUGCACAUGGAUCAUCCUCUAAGGAAUGAAGAGAAGAUUGUUCCUCUGUCAGUCAAACAAGAAUGUACUUCUGGUUCUCCUUAUAUUUUGUUGUAUGCAUUUGGUUCAUUCAUAAUUUUUCUAUGUAUUGUAUUUAUCAUUUUCCAUCUUGUUCAGAGAAAGAAAAAGUCAGAGAAUGUGCCUGAAACCACACCCCAGCUGAGACAUCCUGAGGGGGAGUCCUUAGUAACCCGAUGUUUUCCUGCUCACAGAGCCAAGAACUCUGGAAUGUGUUAAAAUAAGAAGACUCCUCAUCAUUAACUCAAGUGGAAAAAAAUAAUCACAUCAUGAAAGAAGAGAUCAUUACAGAAUUGGUUGCUUGAAUAUAUAAUUUGAUACUAGAUACAUUG